Trichogramma pretiosum is the source of this 1232-nucleotide messenger RNA. RefSeq names its product ADP-ribosylation factor-like protein 13B. The record is from RefSeq and is a predicted model, not a curated record. The coding region runs from base 87 to 1232 and encodes 381 amino acids. The transcript is spliced from 8 exons. Lineage: Eukaryota; Metazoa; Arthropoda; Insecta; Hymenoptera; Trichogrammatidae. Gene Ontology annotation, molecular function: GTPase activity; GTP binding.
UCACCGGUCUCCAGCACCGGUUGUCACGAGCUGCUUUUCUAAGUAAAAUUAUAUUUUUAAAGAAAUGUCGACUUUUCACUAGCAAAAUGGGUAACUGGCUCGUGAACUGCAUCGUCAACUCGGUAGGUUGUGUGGAAUACCACGCAGAGCAAACAGCCGCUGAAAUUUCCCAUCGAUUGUCACCAAGAAAACCGGUCGUCAUCUUGGUGCUGGGCUUGGACAAUGCGGGCAAAACUUCCGUGGUCAACUACUUGCACAAAAAAAAAUUUACGGACGGCGAUGUGCUACCCACGAAAGGCUUUAGAACUGUCAAAUUCAACUAUAAAAGCCAAUGGGAAAUUGUUCUGUACGAUAUUGGCGGGGCCAAGGAGUUUCGAAGCUUGUGGCCGAACUACUACGCCGAGGUGCAUGGUUUUAUAUACGUCAUCGAUGCGGACGAUCAUCGCCGCUAUCACGAGUCGGAGGAAGUUUUCAAAGUUUUGGCCUGCCACGAGCAUGCGACCUACAAGCCAAUACUCUUCUUGGGUAACAAACAAGACCUGGAAAAUUCGCUGGACAGAGUGAGAAUCAUCGAGUUCAUGCACCUCUACCAAAUCGUCAAUUUCGCCAGGGUUUAUACUAGAGUUGAGGAGUGCAGCUGCCUCAAAGACACUUGUAAAUAUUACAACUGCAAUCGAAAUAUUGACACAGGAUUCGAGUGGCUAAUCAAAACGAUAGCGGAGGACUACGAAGAAUUGGUUCAAGAAAUUCAGCUGAGACAAGAAAAGAAGAAUAAAAAGCUGCCGAGGAAGCUGGCAAGGCAUCGUUCCUGGGCGGCUCAAAAAACUCGCAAUCCCUUUGACUAUUCCGACACAGAUUCCGAUACGUACUUAAAACCACAGAUUGAACUGCCAAAACCCAAGAAAAAGUUAAAACAAAAAAAGGUAUUCAACAAGUUUGUGCGAAUACGAAAAAACAGAACGUCUCCUCAAAGCGAUGAACAGAUUGAAAAGCACAUGAAAGAAAUGAUAAAAAAUAUGAAAAUAGAAGAACUCAUAAGAACUACGCAGAUCGACGAAAAUGUCAUUCUGUCUUACGAAAGGCCGAGGGGUCGUCCGAAAAAAAAGCAGGUACGGCCACGCACUGCAUCUGGCAAAGUCAAGUCAUUCAAACUGAAGCGUCGGGUGCAGAACACUUGCAUAGAAAGAUCAAAUGAGACGACGAGAGACGUAGUUGUACCUAUUACGUCGUAG